Molecule: messenger RNA, 2281 nt
Organism: Owenia fusiformis
Lineage: Eukaryota; Metazoa; Annelida; Polychaeta; Sabellida; Oweniidae
Source: the annotation of a GenBank genome assembly
UCUGAACUUUCUGUCACCUUGUAGACUGGCAUUGAAUUAUUCACAUUAUUGGAAACGGAUUAGUAUAUUCUCAAUCUAAAUUCGGAUUCUAUACAUUGUAAUACAUGAACAUGUAUUUCAAUGGAUAAACAUGAUUUAGUGCUUAGGUUUGGAGAAUGACAAAUUCACUUUAUCAUCACAAUUAAAACGUGAGGCAUGAAAACACCAAAGAUGAAGGCAAAAAAGGAAAAUAUGAACUCAAACAAGUCAGUAAGUGAAAAAGAGGAAGACUCUUCGAUAAAAAGUAUUUUGUCAACAUUUGCUUUAUCAACAACUGCACAUGGAUGUUCUCGAAUUGACCAGUCGCGGUCUGUCAGUGCUAAACUUAUUUGGAUGGCAAUAUUUGUGGCAUGCUUGUUUGGGGCAACAGUGUGCAUAAUUUCACUUUUAGAAAAGUACUUUCAGUUUCCGACUAAAGAUGUUGUAGAGGUGGCAGACGAUCCAAUUUCAUUUCCGUCUGUCAGUUUUUGUAGUUUGAAUCCUUACCCAUCAUCUUAUCGGAGCAAAAUAGCAAAAAUGAAGCCAGAAAAUCGUUUCCUUGAGGUAUAUUCAACAUUGGGUAACUUCGAGGCACAUGUCCUUAAUAAAUCAUUCCCGCUGUAUGAUCGGAUGUUUCCAAAUCAUCACAACAUAAAGUCAUACAAGUGGAUGUAUGAUAAUGCCCCAAAUGAGGAUGAAGCUUUAUCUAUUGGGCAUGACCUGGAAGACAUUUUGCUUUCUUGUUCAAUUGCUGGCGAUGACUGUAACAUUUCGCAAAUUGAAUCAUUUAUAAACCCAUAUUUCUUCAAAUGCUACACCAUGAAUCCGAAGGAUUUCAAUGAUUCCUCGGUUGAGCCACUUGUUCAUUCUACAGGAGCUGUCAAUGGGCUAAGUGCAUUAUUUUUCCUUGAUAUUGGAACAGCAAAACGGAUAUACAAUCCAACAUCUCCAUUAGGAGGGAGCAGUGGUCUUCUCGUCGUUAUCCAUCCCCCGGGAACUCAACCUGACCCACUCCAAAACGGCUUUAAUAUCGCACCUGGGUUUUCAACAAGCGUUGAAUUGCAGAACAAGAAUCGUGAAUUGCUUGGUCAUCCAUGGGGUGAUUGUGAGAAUCGUGAAAAACUUUCUGAUUUUCCAUAUAAAUAUGACAAGUCGAGCUGCGAGAGGCAAUGCCAGCAAAAGUUUAUCAUGGAUCAAUGUGGUUGCGUAACUUCUAUUCAACCGAUACCUGAUAAUCUGAAAAACAUGUCUAUGUGUGGAAAAAUGGACCUCAAGAAUUUAAACAGUGACUCGCCUAACAUUAGCCAAAUUGCAGAAGAAAUCGAUAAACUUGAGUGUGAGCAUGCUAAAAAGAGGGUCCUCAAAAAAGACUAUCCCACAGAGAAUAAGUGUGAUUGUCCUAGAGCCUGCCACAAUACCAUAUAUGAUUACACAAUCUCACAGUGUGAGUGGCCAUCUGAAGGUGUCAUGCUUGACUUCUACAAACAUGCGAUAACUCUCCGGGAUAUGCAGGGCUCUGGAUACUUACACUCAACCAUGUACAACCUCCUUGAUAGCAAAGUGAACUCAAACAAUACGAAGGAGAAUCGUGCAAACCAAGAAAUGAUUAGAAAGAAUUUCUUGAGACUGAAUGUUUUUUUCUCUUCUUUGAAUACUGAGAUCACAAAGCAGGUUGUGGAAUAUACAUUCACAGAUUUGAUAUCUGGGGUGGGGGGAGGGUUUGGUGUUUAUGUUGGUUUCUCUAUUGUCACUAUCUGUGAGUUUUGCGUACUUUUUGCACAUCUUGUGAAGGCAAUGAUGAACUACAGAAAAAAUGCAGUGAACGAUGAACCAUGGGCUUUCAAGAGAAAGUCAAUGGAUAUACCAAGUAGCAAAUAGUAUCAUCUAUUGUAAAGAAUUCAUAUAUUAAUUGUAUAUAUUGUAAAUAAUUGUAAAUUAUUACUGGGCCUCUAGGAAGACCAGUUUUGUACUGAUAGAGCUACCCAGAAUAAAUAUAGUUUUCAAAUCAAAUGUAAGCACAGUAACAUUAAGUUAUAUCACCAUUAUAUUAUAUCAUAUUGUAACUAGGCUAGAGUGACAUCUAUUGUAAAGAGUUAAUACUGUAACCAGGACACAUACAUUGUAGAGAGUAUCAUCUGCACAUAUAGAGAGUUACAUAUCUUUUAAAGUAUUAAUAUUGUAACCAAUACACAUCAGCUAAUAUGAGAGCAUUGGAUAUAUGGAUGAUAUGGCAAAUGAUAUUGUGAAUAGAGCUAUGCUUGAG